AUGGCAACGGCUGAGGCUGGUAUACCUGACGACUUCCCCCGAUGCCACCCCGCCUUAAAGGAAGCCAUAUUUAUCGGCAUGCUGGGCGGACCUGGAUCCGGCAAGGGAACUCAAUGUCAGAUGAUUUCGCAGAGAUUCGACCUCGCCCAUAUCAGCAUUGGAGAUGUGUUGCGGCAGAUCAAUCGCCCAGGCAGUCAGCAUGCAGACGUCAUCCGCGAAAACAUGAUUGCUGGCAGGGUCGGCCCAAAGGAACUCACCAUCGCUAUCUUGAGAGAGCAUAUACUGAGAAGCGUUGCGCAUGGAACGCGCGCUUUCAUUCUUGACGGCUUCCCACGCAACAAGGAGCAGUGUGACUACUUCGAGCAAUCUAUUAGUUCAAUUGCGCUUCUAAUCGUUCUCGACUGCCCAGAGUUCACAAUGAUAGAGCGUCUCACGCUAUCUGACCGCAAUCGGUUUGACGACAACCAAGAUAAUAUCAGAAGACACAUUGAAACGUUCCAGAAAACGACAUAUGAGGUGAUUGAUAGUUUCCGAAGCCGAAAUAAAGUCCACAGUAUCAACUCGAACCAGGAACCCGACGCCGUAGGACUUCAGCUGGGAGCCAUUCUAGAUGGUCUUGUCAGUAAGCGAACAGGUGCGUAUUUGAAUAUUUGCGGCUUUGCGAGCAUGAUGAUUUUGGGCUUACAUUCAGAGCAGCUUCGGGGCUAA
Messenger RNA from Dichotomopilus funicola, 708 nucleotides. Its product is annotated as adenylate kinase-domain-containing protein. Gene Ontology annotation, cellular component: cytoplasm; nucleus. The coding region runs from base 1 to 708 and encodes 235 amino acids. Lineage: Eukaryota; Fungi; Ascomycota; Sordariomycetes; Sordariales; Chaetomiaceae. The record is from RefSeq and is a predicted model, not a curated record. Gene Ontology annotation, biological process: UDP biosynthetic process; CDP biosynthetic process. Gene Ontology annotation, molecular function: UMP kinase activity; ATP binding. The transcript is spliced from 2 exons.